CCCACAUACCCCCCAGUGCCCCCACCAACCUCCCCCGCCACCCACGGUUUGUUCAGCGCGCAAAAACGUAAAUUUUACUGCAAAUAAAUUGCUUUGCUCUUAUCUCGAGGCGCGCGCGCUCGCAUGAUGAGUAUGAGUGUGUGUGUGUCUGCGAGGGAAUGUUGUUAAUUAAUUUACAAAAGUCGGUCCUGCAGCAGCCCUCAGUGCAAGAUCCCCCCAUAUCUAUCUGUAUGUGUUGUUGACAAAAAGCGUUGGGAAACGAAGGGCGCCCCAAUCGAAAGUGUGACCUUACGGCAAUAACAACAUAGCAACCGUUGCAGUUCGAUUGCAUGCGGGGCAGCCACCCAACCGCCCGACCUCUCCCCCCAGCUUCUGGCUUAGAAAACGAAAGUAAAGUUAUUUUUCAUGUACAAAGUAAACACUCUCUGUCGGUAUCGGUACGCCAAGAGAGAGAGGAAAACGGAAAGAGCGUGGAAACAAGAGAGCGUCAGGCCAGAGAGGGAGGGACUUGAACACUUGGCCUUGAACUUGUGCGGACGUUAUACAAUUGUGCAACUGGCAAGGACAUAAGCACGGGGAAAACUUCAGGUGGCAACGACAGAGGAAACACGUCAAUUGCCAUAAUGUGCGUACAAUAAAACGGAGUGGAAACGGAGAACGGAGAGCUGCAGAUACAGAUACAGAUACAGAUUUAGAUACAUGUGUACAUACAUCUAUAUCUGGCAUAGCCUGAAAUCUGUUAUGUCUAAUCUGCAAUCGAAUGUGGAGGAAAACUGCAGGAACAGUUGACUUCCCUGCACAUUCUGCACAUCCUCAAGGAACCAAGUGAAAAUAUAUUUUGUACCUGUUGUUGGUCGUCGUCUGCCGCCAAAGGCAAGAGGCAGAUACUUCUUCCGCUAAGCUACCUGAAAACAAUUUAUAUGGAAACAUAAUUAUAUAAAAAUAUAUAUACAAUAUACAUGAAGAAUUUGCCGUUUUGACAAGCCGUCCACUUAUACAACAAUAACAAGGAACAAGAGGGAACCCCCCAUAUACAUGUACAGGAUAAUAUAUGUAUAUGUACAUCUGUGUGUGUGUGUGUGUGUGGAUACAAAUACAUAUUAAAUAUGCCCCAAGUCUGCCACAAUAGCAACAGCUACGCGAAGAAGAGGAACCUGGCGAAUAAUUAACGAGAGUUUACCUGACACCAGACUAGACAGAAGGAAAGGAGAGAGAGAGAGAGGAAAAGAAGAAGGAACCCAAGAACCCAGGAACCAUCCAAGCUUACAGCUAAAAGAACAUACUGGGAGACACCAGCCACCAUCCAGCCAUCAUCAUUAUUAUAAUAAUCGGAGUAGCGACGAGAGGAUAGCAAAACUGUUGCCAUGGGUCGCAAAAAAAUCCAGAUAUCACGCAUCACCGAUGAACGCAAUCGGCAGGUGACCUUCAACAAGCGGAAGUUCGGCGUUAUGAAGAAGGCCUACGAGCUAUCGGUGCUCUGCGACUGCGAGAUAGCGUUGAUCAUCUUCUCGUCCAGCAACAAGCUCUACCAGUAUGCCAGCACGGACAUGGACAGGGUGCUGCUCAAGUACACGGAAUACAACGAGCCGCACGAGUCGCUGACCAACAAGAACAUCAUUGAGAAGGAGAACAAGAACGGCGUCAUGUCCCCGGACUCGCCCGAAGCCGAAACAGACUACACGCUAACACCACGAACGGAGGCCAAGUACAACAAGAUCGACGAGGAGUUCCAGAAUAUGAUGCAGCGCAACCAGAUGGCCAUCGGAGUGACCGGGGCGCCACGGCAGUUGCCGAACAGUAGCUACACGCUGCCCGUGUCGGUGCCAGUGCCAGGGUCCUAUGGUGAGAACCUGCUGCAGGCCAGCCCACAAAUGUCCCACACCAACAUCAGCCCCCGUCCAUCCAGCUCGGAGACGGAUUCAGGUGGGAUGUCCUUGAUAAUUUAUCCAUCGGGUUCCAUGCUGGAGAUGUCGAACGGCUAUCCGCAUUCCCAUUCGCCGCUUGUGGGAUCGCCCAGUCCAGGUCCCAGUCCUGGCAUAGCCCAUCACUUGCCCAUCAAACAACAGUCGCCGGGCAGCCAGAAUGGACGGGCUGCCAACCUACGGGUCGUCAUACCGCCCACCAUAGCACCCAUACCGCCCAACAUGUCUGCGCCCGAGGAUGUGGCCUACACAGAUAUCCCUCCGUGCUCUCCCUUCCAGCAACGACAGAGCCAAACAUCGCUGAACACGCCCGUGGUGACGCUGCAGACUCCGAUACCCGCCCUAACGAGCUACUCCUUUGGGGCGCAGGACUUCUCCUCCUCCGGCGUCAUCGGCAGUGCGGAUAUCAUGAGCCUGCCCACAUGGCACCAGGGUCUGGUGCAGCACUCUAGUCUCUCGCAUCUGGCUGUCUCGAAUAGCACACCGCCGCCCGCCACCUCACCCGUCUCCAUUAAGGUCAAGGCCGAACCGCAGUCGCCGCCGCGUGAUCUAUCCGCCAGCGGCCAUCAGCAGAACAGCAAUGGGUCGACUGGCAGCGGCGGCUCCAGCAGCAGCACGAGCAGCAAUGCCUCGGGCGGCGGCGGGGGAGCAGGCUCCUCGGCCGCCAAUGCCGGCAAUGUCAUCACACACUUGCACAACGCCAGCAUCCUGGGAGGCGGUGGUCCCCCAGGCGGUGGCGGUAGCAAUGGCAACGCGGAGCAGGCCACCAAUCUGAGCGUCCUGGGCCACUCGCAGCAGCACCUGGUGAUGCCCAACUCGAGGCCCUCGUCGACGGGUCACCUAACACCCACACCAGGGCAUGAUAAGUAUGAAGGAUAUCCGUACCGCGCGCUAAUGGGUCACAAUCCUAGAUGGAAUUUUGCCGACUUUAUCAUCUUAAACGCAGGUGCGCCCAGCAGCGAUCAGGAUGUGCGCCUCGCCGCCGUGGCAGUGCAGCAACAGCAGCAGCAGCAGCAACAGCAACAACAGCAGCAGCACCAGCAACACCAACAGCAGCAGCAGCAGCAGCUGGGGGACUACGAUGCACCCAACCACAAACGUCCGAGAAUAUCGGGCGGAUGGGGUACAUAGCCGGCACGUGCAGGCGGUAGCAGCAGCCACUACAAGCAGCAACACAACAGCAAUGGAAACGGCGGCGGCGGAAGCCACAAGAAGCAAGGGAUCCACACCAACAUCAGCGACAUCGACGAUCUGGCCAUGAUGCCGCCGCCGCCGCGUAAAGAUGUGGCCGCCAUACGGAGUUCGUUCAUCAUGUCUGGUUCUGGUUCAGGCUCUGGCUAUGAUUGCUAUGGCCAACAGCAGCUGGCGGUGGCCUAUGGAACGCAGCAAGACCAAUAGCAGGAGCAGGAGCAGCAGCAGAAGAACCAGUAGGAGCAACAAUUUCCAGACCAGUGCAAUAGUUCAGAGAAAAGUCAGCUGGAAAUUGUGGCAGGAUGGAAGGAAAGGGAAGGUAGGAGGGAAGGAGAUAGGAGCUUUGUUUUGUUUUCGGUUUAAGCGAACAGUGACAGUGUCAUAUCUAUAGUUAUUGUAAGUUAAAUACACACCCACAAACACACACACCCUACGGUAAUAGUUAUAAUUUUAAAUUAUAAAUGUAAAAUUAGGCCCCAAUCCCAAUCCUAAUCCAAUGAUGGGGGAUAGAUGGGGAUGCAUAAUGAUGAUGGUUGGAGCCCAGAAAGAAGUUGUUUGGAGCUGAUUUAGUUUAGUUACAAUUAAAGCUAAACUUACAGCUAUGGUUAAAGAUAAUGUUAAAUCUAAUCUUAGGACAAAUGCUGCAUACAAAAAACAAAGUAAAAGCGAAAGCAAAAGCAAAAGAGAUAGGAAAAACGGAGGAAAUGUUUUCUGUAAAUACUUGAUUUAGCCGUAAGUUUUAAACCUAGUUUGUAAACCCACUACAAGAUACGUAAGCAUGCAAGUCGCACUAUCAGAUGAAUGAUUGAGAAUGGAUUGAACAACACACAUACAUAUACACACACACACACACACACACACACACACACUAGACACUGAAAGUAAUGUACUCAAUGUUCAAUCAAUAUUUGUAAUUUCGUGCAAUUUAUCAAUUAUGUAUGUCCUUUGGAUUAUAUAUUAUUUUAUUAUCAGUUAUGUUCGUGGUGUAAGAGAAGGAGGAGUGUUCGUUCGUCUAGCGAUUUGGUUAAUUUUGAAAAACGAUAAUAUGUACACCCACAUACAUCAACACAUAGAUUUAAACAUAAACAAUUGAUGAUUAUGAUUUAGUUUUUGAUUUAAGCAUGAUCUAUUUGCUAGAACUCUUUUUCUCUUCAUCUCUUAAGCAAAACGAAGUCAUAUUUUGUAAUUUACGUUUAAAGUGGAUUUCUAUUCAAGUUUUCGUGCCUAAGUUUUGUAUUUUUUACAUUUACAAGAAGUUUGUAAAACAGCAACAACUACAACAACAACAACUACAACAGCAUCAACAAACAACUCAACAAAAUAUAUA
Drosophila obscura is the source of this 4440-nucleotide messenger RNA. It is a transcript of the gene Mef2, whose product is annotated as myocyte-specific enhancer factor 2. Lineage: Eukaryota; Metazoa; Arthropoda; Insecta; Diptera; Drosophilidae. The record is from RefSeq and is a predicted model, not a curated record. The coding region runs from base 1365 to 3053 and encodes 562 amino acids. Gene Ontology annotation, biological process: cell differentiation; positive regulation of transcription by RNA polymerase II. The transcript is spliced from 12 exons. Gene Ontology annotation, molecular function: protein dimerization activity; RNA polymerase II cis-regulatory region sequence-specific DNA binding; DNA-binding transcription factor activity, RNA polymerase II-specific.